AUGCUUCGUGGUUUCUUGAUCUGUUUCUUCUUGUUCGCAGCACUAGCCAGUGUCUCAAAUGCGUAUGUCUUGGACUAUGAGGUUCCAGAGAGACAAGCCCGUGGAGACGUCCCAUCGGUCUUCUUCUCUCCAUUCCGUAUGGUUGGAAAACGAUCCCAAUUCUAUGGAUUGUACAAACAACUUGGCAACAACAAGAGAGAGUCCUCGUUCGAAUAA
Molecule: messenger RNA, 216 nt
Organism: Caenorhabditis remanei
Lineage: Eukaryota; Metazoa; Nematoda; Chromadorea; Rhabditida; Rhabditidae
Exons: 3
Coding region: 1-216 (71 amino acids)
Source: RefSeq, a predicted model, not a curated record